Messenger RNA from Rubroshorea leprosula, 1600 nucleotides. The record is from the annotation of a GenBank genome assembly. NCBI's taxonomy places the organism in Eukaryota, Viridiplantae, Streptophyta, Magnoliopsida, Malvales, Dipterocarpaceae.
CGAACUCGAGUAAGGGAAGGGAGCUUCUUCCAGUUGGAGCAACGGGUUGUUGGUAGGUCUGCUCCAAGUUUGGCCUCAAGCAACUCCGUAAAACCCCAACCUUGAGAUUGUCAUUUCAUCCAAUGAGAAACCGCCGUGUCAUCAGACGUGCCAUCCUAUUCCUACCUGUCACAUUGCGAAGCGGCGUCGGACGGAACGGAAUUCACCACAAAAUGCCAGAAAUGCCAGAAAUCUUUGAGGUUAGUUCGGUAAAUUGAUCUCCGGCCACUCGACUUCAGGUGCUUUUCUUCUCAGACCGAGUGAUAGAUUCCGGAGUCUCAAGCUAUUGAAUUACUUGUUCAAGACCCAUCUUCUCUCUGUGGUUAUCUCAAUGGCUGCCCCAUUUUUCUCCACUCCUUUUCAACCUCACGUUUAUCAGAGUCCCCAAGAUACCGUCAUCCCCUUCCAGAUUUUGGGUGGUGAGGCUCAAGUGGUUCAGAUAAUGUUAAAACCAAAGGAAAAGGUUAUUGCAAAGCCUGGGUUUCUGGAUACUAUCAUAUGAUCUGGAACUAGCAUUUUGAUAUUACCAGAAAGCUACUAGGAAGGCUUGUCAGUGACUCAUCCCACUUCACCCAUGUCUACUGAAAUUUUAACCACUCAGAUUGGUGCUGGUAAAAGAUUGAUGUGCUGUCUCUGGUCUAAAAAUCUGCUUUUUAUGUUGAUAGUAUGUUACGCUUAAUCCAUAUUGCUUUCUUGUUCAAUAUUUCACUUAUUUAAAGUUUGUUGACAGGUAUAAAUGACAUCAUUAUUCUUAGAAAAUAUAGUAAAAAUGUUGUUGCUUUGGAUUUUAUUAAUCUAAAGCAAAGUUAUUCUGAUCAACACAAUUGAAUUGUUCAGUUGUCUGCUGAGAAAUGUUAUUCUGUGUGACAUACUGGCUCAAGAAUAGCCUCUCAAUCGAUUGGCAACUGCUUUCAAGAUCCUCUUAGUUUCUUUUGUUUUUUAAUAUUCAUGUAGAAUUUAUUUCUUGAAAAGUUGUGUAAAUUUAUAAAAAAAAAAAAAUUGUAGGUUCUAUAUGCUUCAUAUCUGGGUCCAUUGAAAUGAAAAACACGUAUGUACCUGAAAAUGAAGUUGUAAUCUGGCAAUGGCUUUUUGGCAAGAGUGUCACUAGUAUUGUUCUUCGCAAUUCUGGUCUAAAUGAUGGAUUUGUUGGAAUUGCUGCACCCUCUCUUGCAAGGAUUCUCCCAGUUUGUUUUAUCACAUUAACCAAAUUUCACUAAUUUAUUCAUACAUUUCUAGGAUGUGUUAAUUUUAUGAGCGGUCUGUGAUCCCAAAAUUAUAGUUAUAUACUACAAGUAAUUAUAAGUUCUUUGUGCUUGGUUCACUUUUGCUUUUCAGAUUGAUUUGGCAAUGUUCAGGGGAGAGCUUUUAUGUCAGGUAAGACUGAACUCUUCUUUUAGUCCGUAAUCGUUUUGCAUCAUGAAUCAUUUGUUUUUGGUAUUUCUGUCUUUGUAGUUGCACAUCUAGAUGCUUUAAAUUGGGUAGAACAAGCUCUUUUUUUGUUACAUCUUACAUCAGCUUAUUUGUUUUCUGUGAUCAUGUUGACUUCUUUUAUAGCCAGAUG